CUCCGGCAUUUGGGCGGCUUGUCUUCCCUGCCCGCCAGAGUCGCGGCCCCUGGGACCAGGGCGAGGCCGGAACCUCGGCCGAGAGCACCUCCCCGCUAUCAUCUGUCCCCAAACUUUCCCUCAAUCGAGGCGCCGGCGGGCCGGCCCGGCGGCCGGAAGUGCACCCUGCUCGGGCUUUGAGCCCCCGGCAGCUUCCUCCGCCCGCGAGGGCCCCGCGCCUUCCCAUUUUCCCAACCGGCAAACUGAGCCUCGGCCACUCGGCCCACUUGCCCGUCGGAAGUCAGGCCGUCGCCUCCGGAGCAAGGAGGACAGGGGCAACCCUUGGAACCAGGGUUGGAAAAGGCCGCUGGUUAGCGGGCCCUUUGCCCGAGGGGGUGGACCUCUUCCCGCUCCCCUGCCCCUUCCCGCAGCCUUCUUCCCCUCCCGAGGACAGGCCUAGGGGGUGCAAAUGCCAGGGCUUCCGUUAGGUCCCCUUGGUCUAGGGCUGCAGGGGUCGGGGGACGAAAACGUGUAGACGGGGCCACCCGUCUAUGGCUUCCAGGGAGGCAGCGGCCCUGGCCACGUGAUUGAGGGGCCCAGUGCAAAAUGAAGAUGCCAGGCCGCUUGUUGUUAAGUUUUUGAGAAUUUCACACGCUAACAGCAGAGUAUUCAACCCGGUGCGGGGUCCCUGACUUGCGUGCAGGACUGUAGUCUGGGUAAGGGGCUGGGACCCUCCAUCACAAAGGGCGAUUUUUCAUCGUCAGUGUCAUUUGCCUUCUUCAGGGCUUCCAGAUGGAUCUUCGUCACCCUAGGAUUGCUCACCAUCCUCAAGCUUGAAAACCCACCUGUAAUCAUUUGCGGGGGGGGGGGGUGGGGGGGGGCAUCUUUAAGCACCCAGGUGAAUUUGGUCUGCAGGCAGCAGCUGUCCUUUUCGCUGGAUCUUCUGCUGAGGUCGGUAGGUUGAUAAAGUGAUACUGAUUUUGUGGCAGGAACUCCUUUCAGCCAACUCCUGUCUUCCUGGGAAGGCCUCUGGAAGAAACCAGGUGGGUGCAGGGAACACUAAGGUGGGGGUCACGAUCUGGAUGUUCGUCUUGAUUUGGCCACUCAUGAGCUGGGUACUCGAGCUAGUCAGUUCACCUCCGGUCUCAGUCUCCUCCUUUGUAAAUACAAGGGUUGGACUAAACACGUUCACUUUCACCUGUGGGUCUCAAUGUUAUACCCAUCUUCCAGGUAGGAAAACGUAGGCAGUUAUCUGCCAUGUAAUUCCCCCCACCCACAGCCCCCACUCCCCGCCCAGAAAUAGAAGCAGGCCAGCUAGUGGCGUGGGUUUUUCUAGUACCCGUUUGCCGAUGUCCUCAGUUAGCUCCCUUCAUAUUCAUCAUGGGGCCCCCUUCUAGUCUGCUUUUUUGGUGACACGUUUUCAGAGGCCUCUCGAGCGCUUGAUGCCUGGAUUGUGGGCCACGAGAUGACCAGAGUGGCCAGCCACCAGCCGGAGGAUACAUUCGUGAGAGCUCCACGUUUCCUACUAGUCAGUGAGCCUCAGGACUCCUGGGAAGCCUGAUAGUAUAUCAGAAAGAAUCUUGUAGUUGCCUGUGGCAGAAGAUCCAACCCAAAUUGAGCAAAACCAGUUUCAAACGAAUCUGGUUUGAAACUUCCAAAGAAUCUACCUCUUGAAGAUUACAAAUGAGACUGGGAAACCCUCUUCAAUAAGACCUGUGUGAUGAUAGAUUGUGUCCUGAGCCCGCAGGUCAGGCUGAAAGAGUCAACAACCAGCAAAGUGAAGAUCUAGGAGUCUGUUCCCCUUGAACCUGUGUGGACCUGAUCAAACCUCAAGGGAAAGGCUGGGAGAACACAUCCCUGGUCAGCUGUAGGAAAGCCAGAGAGCAUUUGAGAAGAGGCUGAAGCUUGAAUUUUGCAAACACACAAGCCCUCUGCAUUUCCCCAGAGAGAAGGUUUUUUUCUCGUCUUCAUUUCCUUUGAAACACCUGGGGUGAGGAAAAACCUCUACAUUGGCCAAGCAGAAGAAACAGAGUCUAUGACUGAAGAGGAUCGGCUAAGAGUGGUUCCUCGCAGCUUAAAGGGAGGCACUUUUCACACUCUGUCUUAAAAUCAGAAGUUGAAUUCAUGAACACAUAUGAUUUAGAUAGAAGUCAUGGGAUGCAGCAGUUCUUCAACGAAAACCAGGAGAUCUGAGACAUCGCUGAGAGCUGCGUUGAUCAUCCAGAACUGGUACCGAGGUUACAAAGCUCGACUGAAGGCCAGACAACACUAUGCCCUCACCAUCUUCCAGUCCAUCGAAUAUGCUGAUGAACAAGGCCAAAUGCAGUUAUCCACCUUCUUUUCCUUCAUGUUGGAAAACUACACACAUAUACAUAAGGAAGAGCUAGAAUUAAGAAAUCAAUCUCUUGAAAGCCAACAGGACAUGAGAGAUAGACGGGAUUAUGUGGACUUGAUAGAUGUCCCAGACUCCUAUAAUGGUCCUCGGCUACAAUUUCCUCUCACUUGUACUGAUAUUGAUUUACUUCUUGAGGCCUUCAAGGAACAACAGAUACUUCAUGCCCAUUAUGUCUUAGAGGUGCUAUUUGAAACCAAGAAAGUCCUGAAGCAAAUGCCGAAUUUCACUCACAUACAAACUUCUCCCUCCAAAGAGGUAACAAUCUGUGGUGAUUUGCAUGGGAAACUGGAUGAUCUUUUUUUGAUCUUCUACAAGAAUGGUCUCCCUUCAGAGAGGAACCCGUAUGUUUUUAAUGGUGACUUUGUAGAUCGAGGAAGGAAUUCCAUAGAGAUCCUAAUGAUCCUGUGUGUGAGUUUUCUUGUCUACCCCAAUGACCUGCACUUGAACAGAGGGAACCAUGAAGAUUUUAUGAUGAAUCUGAGGUAUGGCUUCACGAAAGAAAUUUUGCAUAAAUAUAAGCUACAUGGAAAAAGAAUCUUACAAAUCUUGGAAGAACUCUAUGCCUGGCUCCCGAUCGGUACAAUCGUUGACAAUGAAAUCCUGGUCAUCCAUGGUGGGAUAUCAGAGACCACAGACUUGAAUUUACUCCAUCGUGUAGAGAGGAACAAAAUGAAAUCUGUGCUGAUACCGCCAACGGAAACAAACAGAGACCAUGACACUGACUGGAAGCACAAUAAAGUAGGUGUGACUUUUAAUGCACAUGGAAGAAUCAAAACAAAUGGAUCUCCUAUUGAACACUUAACAAAGCAUGAAUGGGAACAGAUUAUUGAUAUUCUGUGGAGUGAUCCCAGAGGCAAAAAUGGCUGUUUUCCAAAUACGGGCCGAGGAGGGGGCUGCUAUUUUGGACCAGAUGUUACUUCCAAGAUUCUUAAUAAAUACCAGUUGAAGAUGCUCAUCAGGUCUCAUGAAUGUAAGCCCGAAGGUUAUGAAAUCUGUCAUGAUGGGAAGGUUGUGACUAUAUUUUCUGCUUCUAAUUAUUAUGAAGAAGGCAGCAAUCGAGGAGCUUACAUCAAACUAUGUUCUGGUACAACUCCUCGAUUUUUCCAGUACCAAGUAACUAAAGCAACGUGCUUUCAGCCUCUUCGCCAAAGAGUGCAUACUAUGGAAAACAGCGCCAUUAAGAUAUUAAGAGAGAGAGUGAUUUCACGAAAAAGUGACCUUAUUCGUGCUUUCCAACUUCAAGACCACAGAAAAUCAGGAAAACUUUCUGUGAGCCAGUGGGCUUUUUGCAUGGAGAACAUUUUGGGGCUGAACUUACCAUGGAGAUCCCUGAGUUCGAAUCUGGUAAACAUAGACCAAAAUGGAAACGUUGAAUACAUGUCCAGCUUCCACAAUAUCCACAUUGAAAAACCUGUACAAGAGGCUCAUUCUACUCUAGUUGAAACUCUGUACAGAUACCGAUCUGACCUGGAAAUCAUAUUUAAUGCCAUUGACACUGAUCACUCAGGCCUGAUCUCCAUGGAAGAAUUUCGUGCCAUGUGGAAACUUUUUAGUUCUCACUACAAUGUUCUUAUUGAUGAUUCCCAAGUCAAUAAGCUUGCCAACAUAAUGGACUUGAACAAAGAUGGAAGCAUUGACUUUAAUGAGUUUUUAAAGGCUUUCUAUGUAGUGCAUAGGUAUGAGGACUUGAUGAAACCUGAUGUCACCAACCUUGGCUAAACACAAAUGAGGGCUUCCCUCAGGCUCCCUGUAAACAGCUAGGCCCAAAUCACAAGUACAGUCCUUUCCAACACCCCUGAAGUUCACAGUCAGUAGCAAAGAAAAGCAGAUCCCAAUUCAUCCCACAAACAGAUGCAUAGUAUAGGUUUUGGAAGUCCCUAGCAAGCUGUUAUUGGUAAGAUUAGGUUAAAUGUCAGUAAUAGGAUUUGGUUUCAGCAUUAGUACCUACAUAUUGCCAGCGAGAAACUGGGUUUGAACCUAGUGGUGUUCUCCUGAGUGCCACCUAACCAGGAGGCCAGAGCGGUUUGAAAACAUCCUGAAAGGAACUCACACAGCACAAGAGAAAACUGCUAAGCACGACAUCUGUGAGUGACUGAGGGAGACAGGAGGAAUACCAGGUUAUUCAUGGAAUAAAGUCUUUCCAUCUUUAAA
Molecule: messenger RNA, 4525 nt
Organism: Pongo pygmaeus (Bornean orangutan)
Lineage: Eukaryota; Metazoa; Chordata; Mammalia; Primates; Hominidae
Gene: PPEF1
Product: protein phosphatase with EF-hand domain 1
Exons: 21
Coding region: 2132-4093 (653 amino acids)
Biological process (GO): detection of stimulus involved in sensory perception
Molecular function (GO): phosphoprotein phosphatase activity; protein binding; calcium ion binding
Source: RefSeq, a predicted model, not a curated record